AUGACAGGAACAGCAACAUCCUCAAAGUAUUCAGAUUCAGACUUCAGCAGCGGCAUGGCAGGGAUGGUUUUCUCCUUGGAGAGUUCAUCCGUGCCACUGUUGUGCGUUACCGGCGACAAGUCAGGAAUGACGACCUCCUCAAAGCAUUCAGACCCGCAUUUCAGCGGCGACAUGUCAGGGAUGAUUUCCUCCUCGAUGGGUUCAUCCACAGCACCGGCAUUGCCUUCAGUCUCACACUUUGCCUGUGACAUGCCAGGAUUGACGACCUCCUCGAAGCAUUCGUCACACUUCAGCAGCGACAUCUCAGGCAUGACUUCCUCCUCAGAGAGUUCAUGCUCAUCGCCACCACUGGUGCCAUCUUCAGGUUCGCCAUUCACUGGCAACAUCAGGAACGCUCUUCGGCAGCAGCACGUCAGGGAUGGUUUCAGGGAAGAGCUCGUUCGCACCAUUGCCAUCUUCAGGUUCACGCUUGACCGGAGACAUGUCGGCGAAGAGCCCCCCAAAGGGCAGUUCGGAAUCGGACAUCACCAGCAGUGGCUCGACAGGGGUGCUUUUGACAUCAGGCUUGGCCUCAAGAGGCUCCAUCUGAUGGAUAGUAGGUUCAUCUUCUUCAAUCUCAUAGGGGUUAUCCAAGCGAUCACCAGCAAUGCGUCCGUGCAGGCCACCAUUACCAUUGGCGAUGAUAGGGAUGGUUUCUGCAGAAUGCUCCGACCGAUCUACUUCCACCCUGACUUUGAUCUACAGGGCAUGACAGGAAAAAGAGAAGAUGUUCCCGUGGUUCAUGAAUUUUACAUCAGGUGA
Molecule: messenger RNA, 801 nt
Organism: Triticum turgidum subsp. durum (durum wheat)
Lineage: Eukaryota; Viridiplantae; Streptophyta; Magnoliopsida; Poales; Poaceae
Source: the annotation of a GenBank genome assembly